Messenger RNA from Rhineura floridana, 5456 nucleotides. It is a transcript of the gene UPB1, whose product is annotated as beta-ureidopropionase 1. Lineage: Eukaryota; Metazoa; Chordata; Lepidosauria; Squamata; Rhineuridae. The record is from RefSeq and is a predicted model, not a curated record. The transcript is spliced from 13 exons. Gene Ontology annotation, molecular function: beta-ureidopropionase activity. Bases 64 to 1428 code for a protein of 454 amino acids.
UGCUCAUCCUAGUAGAAGAAGCUGUUUCUUUUUCAUUAUCAUUCAAGCAGAGUGCCUUGUUUGAUGGGUCACGGCCGCUGUUUUGCUUCCAGAACACGCAAUAUCAAAUCAACUGUAAGUAAAACUGAAAAUCUGUAUGAACGUGGAAUGCAUACAUGUCAUCGUGGGCCACAGCUUGGGAACUCCUGGGGGACCAGAGGCAGGGCGGCCUCUGGCUGCUCGCCCGGCCGCUCUCCCGCCGGGGCGGCGGUCACUCCCGUCCUGGGCUCGACGAGGAUGGCGGCCGGCCUGGACUCGCUGCGGGGAUCCCUGGAGCGGCACCUCCCGCCCGCCGAGCUGGCAGAAGCGGAGCGGAUUCUGUACGGGGAGGCCGCCAGGCCACUGGAUCUGCCAUUUGCUGCUCUGUCAACUGCUGCUGAAAGGAGGUUUGAACUGCAGGGCUAUGCGUUUGGAGCUGAACCAGAGCAACUGAGGCAGCCGCGCAUUGUCCGGGUGGGACUGAUUCAGAAUAAGAUUCCACUUCCCACCAAUGCGCCGGUUGCUGAACAGGUAACCGCACUACACAAGCGCAUAGAAGAAAUUGUGGAGGUGGCAGCAAUGUGUGGGGUAAAUGUCAUCUGCUUCCAAGAGGUCUGGACGAUGCCUUUUGCUUUCUGUACAAGAGAGCGGCUUCCUUGGACUGAAUUUGCUGAAUCAGCUGAAGAAGGCCCAACAGCAAGAUUUUGCCAAGAGCUGGCCAGGAAGCAUAACCUGGUUGUGGUGUCUCCCAUCCUGGAAAGGGACGUUGCCCAUGGAGAGACGCUGUGGAACACAGCAGUGGUGAUCUCAAACUCGGGGGCUGUGCUAGGCAAGAGCAGGAAGAAUCACAUUCCACGGAUUGGGGACUUUAAUGAGUCGACAUACUACAUGGAAGGGGACAGAGGGCAUCCAGUGUUCCAGACUCAGUUUGGGAAGAUUGCGGUGAACAUCUGCUUUGGGCGCCACCAUCCCCUCAACUGGCUGAUGUACAGCUUGAAUGGAGCAGAGAUCAUCUUCAAUCCUUCCGCCACAAUUGGGAAACUCAGUGAAUCCAUGUGGCCCAUUGAAGCGAGAAAUGCAGCCAUUGCCAACCACUGUUUCACCUGCGCCAUCAACCGAGUAGGAACGGAAGUUUAUCCAAAUCCUUUUACAUCAGGAGAUGGUGGAGAUGCCCAUCGUGACUUUGGUUACUUUUACGGUUCAAGUUACGUAGCUGCUCCAGAUGGGAGUCGAACCCCCGGGCUUUCCCGCACCCAAGAUGGGCUUUUGGUGGCUGAGAUGGAUCUCAAUCUCUGCAGGCAAGUUGGUGACAAAUGGAAUUUUAAGAUGACAGGGAGAUACGAGAUGUACGCCAGGAAACUUGCUGCAGCUGUCCAGCCUGACUUCGUGCCCAAUGUCAUCAAAGAGUAGCUUUUCUCUGUUGCUCAGGAAGCGUUCAGACAAAAGCACCUCUCUCUCAUGUGACCUCCUGUCUCCUCAUGCAAACUCCCCCCCCCCCCCCCCGUGUCUUUGAGACACAUGAUCUGCCUUUCAGAAGUACUUUGGCUGGGAUUCAAUGAGUUCCUUUCGGCCUGCCCAGUGGAUUUUGGGGUUUCUUUGAACCAUAGAUUCUCUUCCUCCCUGCUCCCAUUAUUGGGGAAGUUGUUUGGGAAGCACACAACUAAUUACUUGGCAUUUUAAAAAAGUGAUAAUACAGCUUCAGCUGUUCAAUUAUAGUUUAGCACAGGCAUGAUGAAAUACUUUGAUUUAAGGCAGUUUUAAGAUGGAUGCUUUUGAGGAGACAUGUUUCAUAUAUGCAUAGAUCUAGAUGUCAGAUAUGCAGCAGAAUUAUAAACCUUCUUCCUAUAUAAGAUGAUUUUCAAUGAAACCAUGUGUUCUAUGUCAUGGUUGUCAAAAGGCCUGAGAACUGAGCUAAGAGCAUCAGAUGAGCCCUGUAACUGGAUGAGGCCAAAGGGCCACCUAGUCCAGCAUUCUGUUGUCAGUGGCCAAUCAUUGCAAAAGGGUCAUUUAAUCUACAGCUGCCUUCUUGAAUCUGGCAAGUUGUGUAGGCCUGUUUCUAGUUGCAAUUUGUGGAUGAGAAGCCAUUUCUACUGUAACUUUUUUGGAAUGAUUAAAAGAAACUUGUUUCCCCUCUUGGAAACUAAGCUUCCUCAUAGAAUAGAAUUUUGGACUGUAAGGGUUUUGGGGCAGAGACCUGUCCUUUUGUACUCUGUAAAUUACUUGGCACGUUGAUAGGGCUGAUAGAAUAACAACAAUGAAUAAUGAGAAGGAUGCAUUGGUCUGGAAGUGUGUGCUUUGAGUCCUUAGAGGGGAAACUGUGCCACUACUUACUCAACAUUUUCUUUUUCAAAAUGACCAUCUAACAGGGUUCUGCAAAGAACGUUGGCACACGCUGUGCAAUUGCUUUAACAACUUAAAACCUUUAUUGAGAGUGACUUAAUUACAAACAAAAUAUAUUUCGCAUAUAAAAUUUCUCUGCAAGUAAAAUAUCCCUUUUGUUGUAAUAGACAAGAAUGAUGAAGUCUGUUCUUCUAGCAAACAUUUUCCUGCACUGGAACAACCUGAUAAACAAGAAGAGUAGGAGGUUUGGGUGUGUUUUGUUAACUAGACCUGCUUCUGCUCAUCUAUAGCUUUCGUAGUUCUCCUGACUUUGGGCACCUUCACUGCCCCCCUUUUCCUCUCCCUCUCCACAGGGCCUUGUGUUCUCCGACAGCAAGACUGUCUUGCAUCUCUCUCCUGUUGAAUCUUAGCAGCCCAGGUACGGCAAACAGCCAUUCCCCUCUGGUCCAGAGGAAAGGCUAAAGUUCUCUUAACGAAAUGAGAGUUGUCUGGGCUCUUUCAUUGUGAUGAUCUGCACAGAAUUCAUUGCUUCCUCAUUGCUUUUCUCUGGCUCUGACCUGGUAAUACACUUGAGGGGCCACACUGAUUAUGCAUUGCUAAAGAGACUAUUUACAUCCCAUGCUGUACUUCUGAUAAAUACAAGGCAAGCAGCUGCACACAUUAGCAACCUCCACACUUUGAUUCCCCACCCCCUUACAGUAGAUACCUGUAAAGACCAUAGUCCUCUUCAAUUGGAGAGGGGGAGUGGGUGUCCAGGUGCCAGCAACACUCCCAGCAUCCCUGGGCCCACACACAUCACUCCUGACCUUUAUACACAUGCUUGCAAAUGUCCUUGCGACUGAGAAGCCUGAUAAGGUAAAGUUCCUGACUGCGGGAGGGCUUGUAAGCACAUUCAGCUGGAUGUAUGUGCAGGCCCUCUUCAGAGCAUCCCAGUCAACAUGGAAAGGCCAGGGAGAAGCGUGUAUGCGCCCACUCUCCCGUGUAAGGCCUCCUGCAUUCUUUUGAAUGCUUGACUAGUGCUCAUAUCCUGAAUCCACACAAUGUCUCUCUCUCUAGCCCAUUCCCUACAUUACAACUUGAAGCAGAGGUGUGCAACCCCUACAACCCCUGUCUAAAAUCUGGAUCUCCUGAGAAUCCACAGUAGGUCUACUUUGUUCAAGUCAGAUGUAUUUAAGGUCUUUCAGCAUUAACAUGUCUGUGCCUUAAAAUGAUACAGUGCCCUUAUUCUUGACACUAAAAGACUUCCGCAGUGCCUUGAAAGAGUUGGGUUUGGUUCACUUGAUGACAGGCGGGACCUGAGGAGCCUUAUAAGUCUCAGUUGUCCCUCUGCAAAAGAAAAGAGAGGUUGGGGGGGGAGAGCUCUCAGGUGCUGCAGGAAGUCCCAAGUGGCAGAGAGAAGUCUGGAUCCUGCCAUCAGGAACAUUCACACACAGACAGAAAUUUCUUCUUGUUAAUCUGUUGCACCUCUGGUGCAGUGGGGUGCUUGCUUUUGACAUGACGUAGAGCAGGCAUGGGGAACCUGUGGCCCUCCAGAUGUUGCUGGACUAUAGCCCCCAUAAUCAUUAGCCACGGGGGGGAGGGGCUGCUGGGAGCUGGAGUCUCGCAACAACACCUGGGGGGGGGGGACAAGUCCCACAGAGAACUCCUCUCGUUGCAUUUUCAUGGUUGAUCAGAUUUUGAGCCCAAAUUGCAUGGUACUUACCAGGUAUUAAAAAAAUCCUCAGGAGAGGUGAAGUAAUUUAACUCUUCUUAAAACCUUUUUCUCUGCUAGAGCACCCUCCCUCUCUGGCUAAGUUUUGACACAGUUCACUAAUAAUUCCCUGCCUAGUAACAGGACCUCACAGUACUUUAAAUGAAACACACAGUGGAUAUUAAAAUAUGAACAUUUAUUUUAGACCAGCAGGGAAGCCAUGUCUGUCCCUGAGUGUAGAAUCCUAAACGUGAGUAUAGUGUGAUGAGGUAGAAAGUCUGGGCUCUGGUUACAAUCUGCCUGAACUGCAGCCAAGAAAAAAUCCCUGCCUCCAAUUAUACAAACAGGAGGUCUGCGCAAGGCUGUUAGUUGCCUGGAAGUCCUCAAGAAAUCUUAUCAAGGCAAUCCUGGCCUCAGAUUACAGCUUCCCAACAUGUGACCAAGUUUCCUUCGCUGCCCUCAGGCUUUGUAGUGAUGCUACUGCCAGUUGCACUUGCUUACCCUAGUAGUUUAGGUCUGCUUUCUGUGGCCAAAUGGAUCUGAUUCAACAGUUCACCAUCAGUUUAAAAUGCCUGAGGCAACAGGAAGCAGCUGUCAAUUGUCCCUGUGGGGGGAAAGAGAGCGAAUCUGCAUUCAGAGUCUCCUGUCUACCCAGAGAGUGUUAGACACACUUCAGCUUAACAAAUAAAAGGCUAAUUGUGCCAGACUGGGGGCUCAGUAAUGCUCUUGUCUUUUAAAAUGUUUUAAUUUCUUGUACAGUCACAAUUGGGCAGCCCCUCACUAAAAAGCAUGCUGAAAGUGACAGCAGUUAGACGGAGAUUAUCUGAAAACAAGUUGAUAGUGUGCAAAAACCAAUUCAUACAACCAUUUCUGAGGUUGUGUCAUCACAACCGUAAUCCCUUUUAACUUCACCAUUCCCAUGGUGAAGCCAUCUUCUGAAAGCACUACCAGCCAAGUCUAGUGCCAACAAUGUAAAACUAUGCAUUCAGAAAGAACCACCUGACCUCAUGGAGAAGUCACUGGUUGGCCAAUGCCCUUUCUGCAUCAAAAGCAGCUGUGAGAAUCCACCCAUUUUGGCUUGCAGAUGGUUGAUGACUUCCUCUGGUUGUCCUUUUCCCUAAAACCCAGUAAUCUCUGGUUGGCGAUGUUAAUCCUGUUCCCUGCUCAUUAGAUUCCCUAACCGGUUGAAAGAUCAUCCUUUCCAGUUAAGAAAGGAGGCUUUACUCGUGUCCUUUUCUGUUUUGAGCCUCUCUGUGAGAAGUUUCAUUUUACUGAACUUUGUAUUGAUGCAACUGCUGAGACUGUUAUUCCUGUAAAAAAGGGCGAACAGGAAAUGUCUGAGUCUGCAUUUUAAAAUUUCUCAAAAUGUGCAAAAUUUAAAAAUACACACAUAUAUUUAUAUAUUACA